ACGUCUGCAGUCGGAACUCUUAGUAAUCGUCUGCACGAACCUGCCACCUCUUCUGAAGCUCGACCGCCAGAUUUCAACAAGGGCCUCUCCGAAGAAGCUUGGGUUUUCUUUCUUUUAAAAGAUCACUUAAAAAAACGUCCACAGUUCAUUCAAGUGCUGCUGAGCCAGAAAGACUAAAUAUGAAGAUAAGGCUGUCUUUGGCAGCGGUAGCCCUCCUGGCUGUACUAGUAACGUGGGUCGAUGCUCAAGAAGAAUGCUCACUCGGUGUGGAUGUACAAGCAGAUGUUGUUCUCCUGGUUGAUGGCUCGUACAGCAUAGGAUUGGCCAAUUUCGCCAAAGUGAGAGCCUUCCUAGAAGUUCUGGUGAAAACCUUCGACAUCGGACGAGACAAGGUCCAGAUCAGUCUGGUUCAGUACAGUAGAGACCCACAUACCGAGUUUGCCCUGAACACGCACAAUGACCUCGACGCUGUGGUCAAGGCGGUACGGACGUUCCCAUAUAGAGGAGGCUCCACAAACACGGGGCGGGCCAUGACCUAUGUUAGGGAGAAGAUAUUUGUCUCAGCCAGAGGGGCGCGAACCAACGUGCCACGCGUCACGAUCCUCAUCACGGACGGGAAGUCCUCAGAUGCCUUCAAGGAUCCGGCCACGAGACUGAGGAGUACCGAUGUGGAGAUCUUCGCUGUGGGUGUCAAGGAUGCCGUCCGCUCAGAAUUGGAGGCCAUUGCUAGCGAGCCGAAGGAAACCCAUGUCUACACUGUGGAGGACUUUGACGCGUUCCAGAGGAUAUCCAAGGAAUUGACGCAGUCCAUCUGUCUGAGAAUUGAGCAGGAACUUCUAAAUAUUAAGAAAAGGAGUUUAAUUGCACCAAGGUCGCUGACGUUCUCAGAGGUCACAUCCAGGAGUUUCCGGGCCAGCUGGCUCUCAAACAGCACGAACGUUCUGUCCUACUUGGUGCAGUUCAAAAAUGCAGAAGACCCAAAUGGAGACUAUGUGUCCAUUUCAGUGCCUGGGGACACUUUAACUGCUGUCCUGCCCCACCUCACACCCCUCACCAGAUAUGAGGUGAAUGUCUUCGCUCACUAUUUACUGGGAGAAAGCUAUUCUUUGACAGGAGAGGAGACCACAUUAGAGGAGAUCAAAUGUAACACCAGUGCCAAAGCAGACAUUAUCCUGCUAGUGGAUGGCUCGUGGAGCAUCGGGUUUAUGAACUUCAGGACCAUCCGCACGUUCAUUGGUCGCAUGGUGGGCGUCUUCAAUAUUGGCCCGAACCUGGUUCAGAUUGGCUUGGCUCAGUACAGCGAUGACCCCAAGACCGAGUGGCACCUGAAUGCUUACAAAACCCGUAAGGAAUUGUUGGAUGCUGUGGCCAACCUGCCAUAUAAAGGAGGCAACACAAUGACAGGCCUUGCUUUGAACAACAUCCUCCAGAACAACUUCAAACCCAAUGUAGGACUGCGACCUGACUCUAAAAAGAUUGGUGUGCUUAUCACUGAUGGCAAAUCUCAAGACGAAAUUAUCAUAAACUCUGAAAACCUGCGGAAGGAGGGAAUUGAGCUGUAUGCAGUUGGUGUCAAAAAUGCGGAUGAAAAUGAAUUGAGGUCCAUUGCCUCAGACCCUGAUGAUAUCCACAUGUACAAUGUGGAAGACUUUUCCGACCUGCUGGACAUUGUGGACAGACUCACCGAUAACCUGUGUAACAGUUUCAAAGGUUCAGAUGGCCCGGAGCCACCCACCAACUUGGAGACCUCGGAGAUGACCCACCGCUCCUUCCGCGCCACCUGGACUGCACCAGCAGGGUCCGUGGAGAAGUACCGGCUGGAGUACAUGAUCGCGGCCAGGGGGCCUACUCAUGAAAUGUCUGUCAAUGGAACAGUGACCACUGUGGUCCUCAAUAACCUGAAUCCUCUGACCGAGUACAUUGUCAAAGUUUUCGCCGUCUCUGAGGAUGUGAGCAGUGAGCCAUUGAAAGGCACAGAAAUCACCCUGCCAGUCCCCAGUGCGAGGAACCUGAGGGUGUCUGAUGAAACCACCACCACCAUGAAGGUCAGUUGGGACGCUGCUGCAGGGGCCACCGGCUACCAGCUGCUUUACCGUGCAGUCAACGCCACUGUUCCCUCAGAGGAGAAGGAGGUGCGAGUCGGGGGAGGAGUGACUGAGGUCCACCUGGAACAUCUGUUCCCCAACACAUUGUACAGUCUCUCCCUCAUCGCCCUCCACGGAGAAGAGGCCAGCGACCCCACAGUCAUCAAUCAAAGCUGGACAAAAUUAAUGCCCGGUUUUAACACAGGGUAGUGCAACCCAAUCAAAGGAGUCGCUCAAUGCAAUUUCCUGCAGCAUAUCACCCUUCAAUGCUCCCAGCACAAAGCUGGUAUUUGCGCAGUCAAGCUUCAAUCUACAUGUACUGCUUCUAAGGCAAUUCAGAUUUCUGUGAAGAAAGAAGACCAUUAUUUUUAAUGACUCUCACUAAAACUGUAAAUGUUUUUGUACUGUCUCUUGAUUAUAGCUUAAAACACAGACAUUUAUCCUCCUAAAAGCAUCCAGGUUACUAGCUGAUAUUACAUUACAUUAGAUGGCAUUUAGCAGACGCUCUUAUCCAGAGCAACGUACAACGAAGUGCAGAUCAAACACAAGUACAAGUGUGAAGAGGACCUGAGAGGACAGUACAGUUCCGAGUCCUAGUGUAAACAUACAGAUAAUCAGAACCCUUGAAGAAUACAAUCAACUUCCAAACUAGCAUACCACAGUUGGCAGCUAGAAUACCCUGAGUACAACAAUACAAUAGCUAAUACAAAAAAAACAACAAUAUCUAUACAAGUAACAAUCUCUGUACAAUCUAUACAUAAGUGCCAUUACAGUCUAUGGCAUAUAUAAGGCUAAUCAUGGUGGUGAGUUAGGGAGGGAAAGGUAUAGCCUGAAGAGAUGACUCUUCAGUCUGCGCUUGAAGGAGGUCAGAGACCGGUGCCGUUCUGACAUCCACUGGGAGGUCAUUCCAGGACCAGGACAGACAGCAGUCUGCAGCAGCAACCAAAGUUUUAAAUUUGAUGCGAAACAUAACAGGCAGCCAGUGGAGGUUGCUGAGCAGGGGGGUGACGUGAAUGUCUCGGAACCUUGAAUACCAGACAGGCUGCAGCAUUCUGGAUCAGUUGUAGGGGUCUGAUGGCAGAUGCUGGAAGGCCAGCCAGCAGAGAAUUGCAAUAGUCCAGACGGGACAGGACCAUUGCUUGAACAAGGAGCUGAGUGGAGUAGGUGGUGAGAAAGGGUCGGAUUCUCCGGAUGUUGUACAGGUAGAACCUGCACGCCCGGGUCACCGUAGCGAUGUUCUCAGAGAAGGACAGCCUGUUGUCCAUCACCACUCCAAGGUUUCUUGCAUUAGGGGAUGAGGUCACUGUGGUAUCCCUUAGUGAGAUGGAAAAAUCGGAGAAGGGAGAGGUUAGAGCAGGGAUGAAGAUUACCUCCGUCUUACCUGGGUUGAGCUUUAGAUGGUGGUUGCCCAUCCAGGGGAGGAUGUCUCUCAGGCAGGCGGAGAUACGGGUUGAGACCUGUGUGUCUGAUGGGGGGAAGGAGAGAAAGAGUUGGGUGUCAUCGGCAUAACAAUGAUAUGAGAUUCCAUGAGCAGAGAUAACGGGGCCGAGGGAUCUUGUGUAAAUGGAGAAGAGGAGGGGUCCAAGGACUGAGCCCUGGGGGACUCCUGUAACAAGGGGGCGAGGGGUUGACACUCUUCCAGCCCAGGACACCUGGGAGGACCAGCCAGAGAGAUAAGAUUUAAUCCACUCUAAGACUGUGCCACAGAUCCCUGUAGAUGCCAGGGAGGCUAAGAGGAUGGAGUGGUUGACUGUGUUGAACGCCGCAGAGAGGUCAAGAAGGACCGCAGAGAGAUCUCACACUUCAAUUUGGCUAACUAUGAAGGUACCCACAUUAAAUCUGUGUGAUGACCAAAGAAAGAGAAUGAAAACCCUCAUCAAUCAAAGCUGGACUAAAUUAAUGCCGGUUUUAACACAGGGUAGUGCAGCUGUUGGAGUAGUGUUAAAAGUCCCUGGAUCACCAAUAAAUAAAUAAAUAAAAUAAAUGUACAGCAUACCUUGGGGGUAUGUCGCUGUUUUUGAGUCCUGGAAUUUGGAUUGCCAAAAGGGAAAGCCAAUUGAUACGACAAUAAUAAAACAGGCCAUCAUUGACAUUGACCAUUAAUAUGAUUGAGCAGUGCCUUCAAAUACAUUCAUUCAUUCAUUAUCCUAACCCGCUUAUCCUGAACAGGGUCACAGGGGGGCUGGAGCCUAUCCCAGCAUACAUUGGGCAAAAGGCAGGAAUACACCCUGGA
Conger conger (European conger) is the source of this 4317-nucleotide messenger RNA. Its product is annotated as collagen alpha-1(XII) chain-like. The coding region runs from base 180 to 2294 and encodes 704 amino acids. NCBI's taxonomy places the organism in Eukaryota, Metazoa, Chordata, Actinopteri, Anguilliformes, Congridae. The transcript has 12 exons. Gene Ontology annotation, molecular function: protein binding. Gene Ontology annotation, biological process: endodermal cell differentiation. The record is from RefSeq and is a predicted model, not a curated record.